CCAUUCCAUUCCAUUGGAUUUGAGGCGGCCGAUGAAAGAAAUGGAAAAGAUAAAUACCGUUGGCUUCGUAACAGAUAAAGUAGAAUACACAAAAAAUAACAAGUUCAAAAUUGUCCGUGGAAAGAGGAAAUACUUGUCGUUACAACCAACUAGAAGACUUUCUUCCCUACAGUGUAUUGUGGAAAACGGAGUAGCUUCUCCCAACUGUUCAGGAAAAGUCGUGGAUGUAAAGCAGAAGCAACCUUUGACUCCGAAAGAUUGGUCAGUGUCUUCUUGGAGAAAGAAACCUGCAAAGCAACAACCAAUAUAUCCCGAUCAAGAUGCAGUGGAAAAGAUAGUUUCCCACAUCAAGCACUUACCACCUUUGGUACAAGCAGAAGAAGCAAAAUUGCUACGUUUUAGAUUAAGUGAAGUAUGCAGAGGAAGAGGGUUUGUGUUACAGGGAGGCGAUUGUGCAGAAUCUUUAGAAGAGAGCACUGAUGGAGUUCGAGAUACCGUGCGCGCUUUGUUUAAGAUGGCAAUGAUUCUCAUGUGGGGCAGUUUAGAACCCGUUGUAAAAAUUGGACGAAUUGGCGGCCAGUUUGCAAAGCCUCGAAGUGAAGAUUGGGAAGAACGAGAUGGCCAAAGAUUACCUUGUUAUCGUGGAGAUAUCGUGAAUGGCGCUCCUUUUGAUUUGGUUAGUAGGAUUCCUGAUCCUCGUAGAAUGUUAGCUGCAUAUCAGCACUCUGCAGGGACCACUAACCUUGUGAGGGCAUUGGCUUCUGGAGGAUUUGCAGAUCUUCGAAAUGUAAAGUCUUGGGGAAUGGAUUGGGCUUCCAACACGGAAAAAGGUAGGGCUUAUUUGGAUACUGCUGAAAGAAUUGAAGAAGCAGUUCGUUUUUGGGAAACAUGUGGAGUGAGUGUGCAGGAUCCUAUUAUUUACUCCACUGAAGUAUUUACCUCUCACGAAGCCUUAUUGUUACCCUAUGAAGAAGCUUUAUGUAGAAAAGACCCUUUAACAGGCGAUAUGUAUGCCACUUCUGGAGCUUUUAUUUGGAUUGGUGAGAGAACGAGGGAUUUGGAUGGAGCACAUGUUGAGUUUGCAAGAGGAGUAGCUAAUCCAAUUGGAGUGAAAGUGGGAUCUGGAAUGAAAGUUGAUGAACUUUUGUGUCUUUGUGAUAUUUUGAAUCCAAGAAAUGAAAUGGGAAGACUUACAUUAAUAACGAGGAUGGGAUCGAAGAAUUUAGCUUCCAAGUUACCGUAUUUGGUUCGAGCACUGAAGAAGGAAGGGAAAAAUGUGGUAUGGAUAACAGAUGCCAUGCACGGGAAUACUUACAAGACAAGUUCUGGAGUGAAGACGAGGUCUUGGAAUCAUAUUUUAGAAGAAGUUCGAGACUUUUUUGCUGUCCAUCGAGCAGAAGGUACUCGAGCAGGCGGUGUUCACUUUGAGAUGACUGGUAAGGAAGUGACCGAGUGUGUAGGAGGUAUGGUAGAUUUAAAAGCGGAGUCUUUAUCUGAGAGAUAUGAGUCAUUGUGUGAUCCGCGUCUCAAUCUUUCACAAAGUUUGGAACUUGCGUUUGAAAUUGCAGAGAUAUUGAAGAGACAACGACAACACAGCUGAUGAUAUUUCAUUUUCCCAUUUUUCGAACGAAUAAAAAGACUUUGAGUUGGGCAAUGAGAGUGUAU
Galdieria sulphuraria is the source of this 1665-nucleotide messenger RNA. RefSeq names its product 3-deoxy-7-phosphoheptulonate synthase. The coding region runs from base 32 to 1600 and encodes 522 amino acids. The record is from RefSeq and is a predicted model, not a curated record. The transcript has a single exon. NCBI's taxonomy places the organism in Eukaryota, Rhodophyta, Bangiophyceae, Galdieriales, Galdieriaceae. Gene Ontology annotation, molecular function: 3-deoxy-7-phosphoheptulonate synthase activity. Gene Ontology annotation, biological process: aromatic amino acid biosynthetic process.